Didymodactylos carnosus is the source of this 444-nucleotide messenger RNA. The record is from the annotation of a GenBank genome assembly. NCBI's taxonomy places the organism in Eukaryota, Metazoa, Rotifera, Eurotatoria, Philodinida, Philodinidae.
AUGGCUUUAAAACGUAUCAAUAAAGAAUUACAAGAACUUGAAAAAGAUCCACCAGCAAAUUGCUCAGCUGGACCAGUUAAUGAUGAUAUGUUUCAUUGGCAAGCAACAAUAAUGGGACCAGGUGAAUCUCCAUUUCAAGGCGGUGUUUUCUUUUUAUCAAUACACUUCCCAGCUGACUAUCCGUUUAAACCACCUAAAAUAACAUUUACAACAAAAAUUUAUCAUCCAAAUAUAAAUUCAAAUGGUGCAAUCUGUUUGGAUAUAUUACGAUCCCAAUGGUCACCAGCACUUACUAUCUCAAAAGUACUAUUGUCAAUAUGUUCGUUAUUGACCGAUCCAAAUCCAGAUGAUCCACUUGUUCCAGAUAUUGCACGUUUGUAUAAAACCGAUAGAGAAAAAUAUAAUCAAACAGCAAGAACGUGGACGAAUAAAUAUGCAAUGUAA